Owenia fusiformis is the source of this 718-nucleotide messenger RNA. The record is from the annotation of a GenBank genome assembly. NCBI's taxonomy places the organism in Eukaryota, Metazoa, Annelida, Polychaeta, Sabellida, Oweniidae.
AGCGUCCACUAUGGAUCAACACAAUGCCUAUAAUACUACAGCCAAUAUUGCCCCUGAUAUAGCGAAGAUCAUAUUUGAUGUCAUACAACAGUACUAUGGACUCUUUAUGCUGUUUAUUCUAUUUGUUGUAUGCCCAUUAACAUGUUUUCUUACGGAAAAAUGUCGACAAUGUGUGGCCCCAAGCAAGUUUAGAAAGAAAACUAAAAUGAACUCUGGGGAAGGAGAUAAAAAUAAGUCCCAGAGUGGAUUUAAAAGAUACUGUGACCAUAUAAUGAUGUUGAUGUAUCAUAUUGCGACCAGGAACACAAAAGUUGGACCACCAUCUAGUGAUUUUCAAAUAGCUCAGGAAAAUCUCAUUGAAAACCUCCCACAAGGACUAAGAACCCCUUCAAAAGAUGAAAACAACAAUAGUACAUGUAGUAGUGAUGCCCAUGAUCAAAAUAACAAGGAAAAUGUAGAAACCCCACGCAAGAUAUCCCCAACUCAUGUCAUCAAAGGUAUUGAUAACAAUACAAUGUUAAAGCAGCCAAAGGAGCUUGAUGAAAACAAUGUGUUUAAUGACCAGAUUAAAAAAUCUAUGUAUCAUAUUGAAAAGAGAAUCAAUCAUACUGAGGAUAAGGUUGCACAUGUUCAGAUAAUUGUGGUGCCAAAGAUCACUGUUACGUAUGCCCAUACCAAAGAUUUGGAUUCUUCAAAUGACAGUGUGUUUCUACCUUGA